CUCCGCCGCUGUCCAGGGAUAAUACUCUUUGCUUUCCCCGUCUGUGCCGCUGCAGAACGGACCGUAAAGCUGCAUGCUGCCUCUUCCUACCUGCCUGCCAGACCGAGACCCCGAUCAAGCUCUGAGAGUUCUUGCUUUGGCCUGUGGGGAAAGAACCAUUUGCUGGGAUAACAUCUGUUUCCCUGCCUGAGUGGAGAAAGACAAAUCCGAUCCAACUGGACCACAACACGCACCGUGUAUACCACCGUCAACGCCAUUUUUACCAUUCGAUAUAGCUGAAGACUCAUCAUUAAAAAGGACAAUUUGUUGAUAUAUGCGAAGAACCAUCCAGACCCAGGAGGCUCAGCUGACGCUCUACCCAGCCCGUCCUCCAACGAGCUGGACCUCUUUCCCUCCCUCUCUUUUGGAGUUCAGUUAAUCUACUAAAGUAGAGGUGCUGAUUACUUGCUUUGCUGGUGGCCACUCCAGGUGUUACUAAAUACUAUUAUACCAAGGUGCAUGUGUGCACACAGGCUUUCGUCGCUAGCGACUGGCAGACGAUCUGAGGACAUCAAACCCGAGGCCUUCUGCCUUUCUCUGAGAGGGAGUAUUUCCUCAUCUGUGUUGUCGAGACAUACGGUUGUCAGGGGCUAUGAGUAGCUGCUGGGGUGACAGUCUCCAAAACCCUUUGACGUGGAACACCUAAGAUGGGGACAGGACUUGCUGCCAUGCUGCAAGCUCAGCUCUAAUCACCGUGAAGACGCCCUUCCGUUCACCUUUCUCUCUACGUAGAUUUAACCCGCUUGCCCCUGACCUGCAGUCCUUUUUAAUUUGAAACUGCUGUACGCUGCCUCUCCGCCUUCAACUCCAAUUUUUUGCCCCUCCUUUCUCAAACACUCCUAAUCCAAACCAUGGCCAGCAGACUCUGUUUGUCCUCCAUGUUUCUCUCCCUCCUGCUCCCUGCACUGUUCCUCCUCCACCUGCCUGGCAUGGUGAAAGGGGACUGCUGGCUGAUAGAGGGGGACAAAGGCUAUGUUUGGCUGGCUAUCUGCAGUCAGAACCAGCCUCCAUACGAGACCAUCCCCCAACACAUCAACAGCACGGUUCAUGACCUGAGGCUGAAUGAGAACAAACUUAAGGCUGUGCUAUUUACCUCCAUGUACCGCUUCACAAACCUUACUGACCUCAAUCUUACCAAGAACGAGAUCAGUUACAUCGAGGAUGGGGCCUUUGCUGGACAGGCCAACCUACAGGUUCUUCAGCUGGGCUACAACAAGCUGACAAACCUGACUGAGGGCAUGUUGAGAGGUCUGGGCCGAAUGCAGUGCCUCUUUUUGCAACACAACCUUAUUGAGGUCAUUGCCAACAAUGCCUUCUGGGAGUGCCCCAGCCUCAGCAGCCUGGACUUAUCUUCCAAUAAGUUGGCCCGUCUUGACCCAUCUACCUUCACUGUCCUCAACAGGCUGCUGGUGUGUGAACUAGCAGGAAACCCGUUCCACUGUGGCUGUGAGCUCUACAGCUUCCUCACUUGGCUGGAGGUGUUUAACAAUGUAACCCACACCUAUGACCGUCUCCAGUGCGAAACCCCUCUGGAAAUGACUGGUUAUCCACUUCUGAGCCCGCAGCCCGGAAACGGAAAAAAUGCCCGUUAUGCUCUUUUAUCAAUGUGUCGCGAUGGUGUGAUAAUUCCAGGGAUGACCUCCCAGACACCGGAUCAAGAAGGCUCAGGUAUGGGUUUGGACAACCCAGACCAAGGUCUGUACCACCAACCAACCAUAUCGUCCACUGCAGACCCUACCUAUAACCAUCAGAUUUCCAUCAAGCUUCAAACUGUCUCCCUCUACACCGCUUCUCUAAUGGUGCAGAUCCCACGACCAUACAGUAAGAUGUACAUCCUCUCCAAGUACAACCACACGUUUGUUGAAGACAUCAAGCCCCUUAAAAACAAAAAGGAGGUACUUACUUUGGACAAACUGAAACCUCACACAAAUUACACUUAUUGUGUGCUUUCUGCAAGCAAAACUCAGCGCAACAACCACACCUGUCUGACCUUUUCCACACGUGCUAUUGGGUCAGAGGACCAGCGAACCGAUCCAUCCACAACUACCCACUACAUCAUGACCAUCUUGGGAUGUCUGUUUGGCAUGGUCAUUGUGCUUGGAUUAGUCUAUUACUGUCUCAGACGACGACGCAUCCAGGAAGAGAAGAAGAAAGCUAUAAGUGUGAAGAAAACUAUUUUGGAGAUGAGGUAUGGCCCAGAGGCGGCUGCGGCAGUAGCCAAUGACCCCGGUGCCAUGCAGCGUCUCCAGGAGCAGGCUCACCACCAGCACCACCAUUCAGGAGGAGCAGGAGGCAAGCUGCCCCCGUCUGCCUCCUCUAGCACAGGCAUGCUCCAUGGCUCAGCCAACACCAGUUCUUCUCGCCUCUCCACCCUGCCGCAAGUGGAAAAAAUGGCCACUGCCUUCUCUGAGGCAAUGGGCGGCAAGGGCAACUACAUGGAUGUGAGGACGGUGGGAAUGGCAGGGGAAGGCAGAGAGGGAGGGGUGGGAGCUGGAGGAGCAGUGAUAGCAGGGGAGGUAGUUGUGGAUAGGCGAGGCGGGGCUGAAAAUGGGAUAGAGGCUGGGGAGGAUUCGGAUGACGAUGGCCGUGGCUCAGCGUCAGAGAUCUCCACCAUUGCCAAGGAGGUGGACAAGGUGAACCAGAUCAUCAACAACUGCAUUGAUGCUCUGAAGCUGGAUGCCUCUGCUAAUGUUGUAACCACGGCUGACAAUGGCAACUCUGUUUCCUCCUCCCAGCCACCAACUUGCAUUGCGUCCCUCCCCCGCAACCUCCUGCCCCUCUCUCCAGGCCACCCUGGAGAUCAGAUCAUGGCCUCCUCUCCAAAGGUGCAUCUAAAGUCUCACCCCCAGCCUCAUCCUCAGCCCCAUCCUCAGCCACAUCCUCAGCCACAUCCUCAUCCUCAGCUACAUCAGCCGCCUCACCCCCCUUCUAUGGCUCCAGUGCCCCUGGUCAUGCCCCUGUCUGAGCGGCCAGGCAUCAGUGGUGGGGGGUUCCUCUCCCCUCCUUACCGUGACCCACCCCCAGCCAAUGCAGUGCGGCCCCUUCAGAGGCAGUUGAGCGCUGACACUGCUGUAGUGAAGAACCGUUGUGGUGUCCCCGCUGUGGGAUCUGUCAAGAGCAACAGAGUGUUCAGUGUGGAUAUCCCUGAGCAGCGCAGCGAUCCUCCCAAGUACCCAACAGAAAAAGGCAGCCCUGUGGGUUGUGGUGGAGGGGGUGGAAGUGGAGGAGCUGGCGGAAUAGGAGGCUGCAACGGGAAUGGGAUGGGAAACAUAAAUGGUGGUGGGGUGAGUGUGAAUGGGGGCGGGAUGGGGUGUAAUAAGGGGAGUGGAGGUGCGGGGGUUGGCCCCGGACAGCAGCAGCACCACUUGGAAGUUCAGCCUGACUACCACAGCUCCGAGCACCGCCACUCUUUUCCUGCACUCUACUAUGAGGGCGGCAACGACUCACCCUCACAGGCCCAAAAGGCCUCAUUCCUGAAGCCACUGGGCCGCACCAAGAGGGAUGCCACAUCCACCUACUCCCAGCUCUCACCUUCUCGUCACCACAACUACAACUCUGGCUACUCCUCCAGUCCAGAGUAUUCUUCUGAGAGCACACUGCGGAUCUGGGAGCGAUUCCGGCCUUACAAGAAAAGCCCCAGAGAGGAGGCCUCCUAUAUAGCAGCAGGCCACGCCCUGCGUAAGAAGGUUCAGUUUGCCAAGGACGAGGACCUUCACGAUAUUUUGGACUACUGGAAGGGGGUUUCUGCCCAGCAGAAGCUGUGAGCAGCUGUGAGGGAAGCUAAGUCGAAUGUUCUUAGGAAGAUUCUGAAGUUCGAUCCCAACAGCAGACUAAUAAAGGGGAAUAUAUGUUAAUGUAGCAAGAUAUAUGAUAUUUCCUGUGAGGUGUCAAGUGACAUGGGUCGUUUCCCUGGGUGAUAUUUUUUUUAUUGAUUCUAUGAUAAACUAUUGGCAUUUUAAGAGGUUGUCUGUUUUCACCACAAUACUAAGUAGUAAUUGACAAGAAUCAAGCUGUUCACCAGACUACCUUAUACUGGGCACUUUGGCCCUCGCAAGCUUCCGUAGGCCUGCUGAAUCCCUACUAAUGAGCAAAAAAGAGGUGGUAACAAGCACCUCUUCUUUUACCUGUCUUUUACCUCAAUACUGGUACACUGUAGCUCGGUUAUCUCACCAGAAGCAGCCCCCCCCCCAGCUUCUAAUACCAUCCUACCACCAUUCACACAACAAUCAUUCCACUGCACCUCCAACACCUGUUCUCCUAUAGAAGCAUCAUUUAGGGAGAUAAUGAGGGAGGGAGCAGGAUGAGGAAUUAGGUGCAUUUGUUUUAGAGUAGCCUGAAUAUCCUUCUUUGGGGGAGGACAUUAGAUGGUACUUAGCGGGCUAAUUGUUCUUCCUGGCAUUUAGCCAGUGUAAGAAUAGGUCGGGGAGGAUGUGUGUUGAGCAUGCUUAUCGAUUUGAAACACCUAACUACGUAUGUUCAACGGUGUGUGGGCAUGUAUACAGUAUGUGCA
Perca fluviatilis (European perch) is the source of this 4549-nucleotide messenger RNA. Its product is annotated as protein phosphatase 1 regulatory subunit 29-like. The record is from RefSeq and is a predicted model, not a curated record. Lineage: Eukaryota; Metazoa; Chordata; Actinopteri; Perciformes; Percidae. Gene Ontology annotation, cellular component: plasma membrane. Gene Ontology annotation, molecular function: protein binding. The transcript is spliced from 8 exons. The coding region runs from base 891 to 3803 and encodes 970 amino acids.